AUGCAGAUACAGUCGCGCCGACUUACGCAACAACGAUCAGAUGCCCACCCGGAAUCCUUGCUUUCCUUCAUCAAAGCUCUCGAGACGCGAAUUGAGAAUCUUGAGGCACGCUCAAAUGCCACCUCUCUGUCGACGCAGCAACUUCAAACGCCUUCGAAGUCAAGCGCAGCAUACGCGCCCAAAGAAAAGGAGGGCCUCGUCGCCUUCACUACAACAAAGGUAUUUCCGGUGACAAACAUCGCCUCCGACCUCAGUGAGUCCAGCGAUGAAGUCACUAGCAGUCUCCAACGAGAUAACUUCGGCACACGACUAUGGUAUUGA
Messenger RNA from Penicillium canescens, 321 nucleotides. RefSeq lists its product as uncharacterized. The coding region runs from base 1 to 321 and encodes 106 amino acids. Lineage: Eukaryota; Fungi; Ascomycota; Eurotiomycetes; Eurotiales; Aspergillaceae. The transcript has a single exon. The record is from RefSeq and is a predicted model, not a curated record.